AUGCCUCGCACUGCCCUCUUCGUCAUUGACAUCCAAAACGAGCUCGCCGGGAACCCGCAGACCGAGGUCCCCAGCGCCGCGCGGAUCCGCGCCGCCGGCGAGCGCAUCCUCGCCGCCAGCCGCGCCCUCGCCGGCCACUCCGCCGCCGCCGGCGACCAGAAACCGGCGCUGACCGUCUUCGUGCAGCACGAGGAGAGCCCCGAGAGCGGCGGCACGCUCGUCCGCGACACCGAGCCGUGGAAGCUCGUCUUUCCCCCUCGCGAUGGCGCUUCUGACGAGAUUCUCGUCGCCAAGACGACUCAAAACACAUUCGAGUCAAACCCGGACCUCGCAGACAAGCUCAAGGACGCCGGCGUCGACCACAUCGUCGCGUUUGGCUUGCAGAGCGAGUACUGCGUCGGCGAGACGUGCAAGGGCGCGCAUUCCACCUACCACGACGGCCAGGGAAAGAAGGCUGCGGAAAUUGAGCGGGAGAUUGAGGAGAUGCUGGUCGGCCGCGGGGCCAAGCUGGUGCCUUGGGAGAACGCAGUGUCGCAGUGGCAAACGGCCGGUGUGGUGCACUAA
Messenger RNA from Cordyceps fumosorosea ARSEF 2679, 564 nucleotides. Its product is annotated as isochorismatase hydrolase. NCBI's taxonomy places the organism in Eukaryota, Fungi, Ascomycota, Sordariomycetes, Hypocreales, Cordycipitaceae. The transcript has 2 exons. The coding region runs from base 1 to 564 and encodes 187 amino acids. The record is from RefSeq and is a predicted model, not a curated record.